This is a messenger RNA of Pelmatolapia mariae (spotted tilapia), 1287 nucleotides long. RefSeq names its product alpha-2A adrenergic receptor-like. The transcript has a single exon. Gene Ontology annotation, cellular component: plasma membrane. NCBI's taxonomy places the organism in Eukaryota, Metazoa, Chordata, Actinopteri, Cichliformes, Cichlidae. Gene Ontology annotation, biological process: adenylate cyclase-activating adrenergic receptor signaling pathway. Gene Ontology annotation, molecular function: epinephrine binding; alpha2-adrenergic receptor activity. Bases 91 to 1287 code for a protein of 398 amino acids. The record is from RefSeq and is a predicted model, not a curated record.
GAUGCAAUUAAUAGACUGCUGGAGCACAGCUUCCAAGCCUCCUGACAGAGCCCCGUUCAGACCAUACCAUCGGCACCACAGCUCACUCUGAUGGGUUGCUUUAUCUUCAACAGUGGAAAUGUGACUUUGCCUGGAAGGAACCCUUAUACUGUGCAGACCUCUGUGCCUCUAACAAUCCUGGUGGGUAUCCUUAUCCUGCUAACACUGUUUGGCAAUGUCAUGGUGGUAAUUGCUGUGAUGACAAGCCGAGUCCUGAGAGCACCUCAGAACUUAUUUUUAGUCUCUCUAGCAUGUGCAGACAUCCUGGUUGCCACUUUAGUGAUGCCAUUCUCUUUAGCGAAUGAACUGAUGGGUUAUUGGUUCUUUGGGAAGGUAUGGUGUGGAAUCUACCUGGCUUUGGAUGUUCUUUUCUGCACAUCAUCCAUUGUUCAUCUGUGUGCAAUAAGCCUGGACAGAUACUGGUCUGUCACACAAGCCAUUGAGUAUAACCUGAGAAGGACACCACUCAGGAUUAAAGGCAAAGUCUGCUUAGUUUGGAUACUGGCAGCUCUCAUUUCAUUUCCUCCGCUUAUCACUGUGAAAAAGGACAAAGCAGACAGUCUUGAAUGUGACAUUAAUGGUGAGAAAUGGUACAUCAUAUUCUCCAGUUGUGCCUCCUUCUUUGUACCCUGUGUCAUUAUGAUUACGGUGUAUGUUAGAAUCUACCAGAUUGCCAAGAAAAGAACAAGAGCCCCACCUGGAGAAAGGCAAAGACACAAUGGGAACUCAGAAGACCCAAAGUUUGGUUUGGACACGAUGGAGAGAAAAGACAGAGAACAGAGGGAGGUGAGAGGAGAAGAUGGUAAAGAGGCUAAUGAGCUUGAUGUGGAGGAAGAACCCUCCUCUUCCGAUGGGAAUGAAACAAUCCUAUGUUCACUUACAAAGAAGAAGGCUAUGAAAACAGCAAAAGUGACUCAGGUGAAUCCCGGUGAAAGCGCUUCAAAACCACAGUCGGAGUCCCGCGAGAGAGGGAGAAGGUGGAAAGGAAGGCAGUACAGAGAGAGGCGCUUUACAUUUGUUCUGGCUGUAGUCAUGGGAGUGUUUGUUCUCUGCUGGUUCCCCUUUUUUUUCACGUACACGCUCACUGCUGUGUGUAACAAGUGCUGUGUGCCAGAGACCCUGUUCAAAAUGUUCUUCUGGUUAGGUUACUGCAAUAGCUCACUAAACCCCGUCAUAUACACUGUAUUCAAUAAUGACUUCAGGAAAUCCUUUAAAAAGAUCCUUUGUAAAAGGGACAGAAGAGUGUAA